UCUCAGGCUCUUGUUGUUGGAGCAGUCCAUCACACAGUAGUAGCGUCUCGUGUCUCUUUAAAUGCGGGUUGCGUAGCCGCUUCAUGAAUGAAACCAUGUGAUCCAAACAUCAUUUGACGUCUGGCGCCUCCGACCAUAAAGGAGUGGAUGUAUCUAAAGACCUGCGAGAAGGCGUGAGCGGAAAAAAACAUUCCUCCAACUGCCUCGGCUCUUCCCCGGGUCGACCAACCAAGCGGCGGAACCCCAACCUCCGAGGGUGCGGCGGGCGAACGGCGCCGGUUUGACUUCUGGGUCUGUUCAGAAGAGCAAGUUAAUUGUGGCAUGACGACGACUAACAAAGGAAAUAAAGCCUUGAAGGUGAAGCGUGAGCCGGGGGAGAAUGGCACCAGCCUCACAGACGAUGAGCUGGUGACCAUGUCGGUGCGAGAGCUGAACCAGCACCUCCGGGGUCUCACCAAAGACGAGAUCCUGCAGCUGAAACAGCGGCGACGCACCCUGAAGAACCGGGGCUACGCUGCCAGCUGCCGGGUGAAGCGGGUCACCCAGAAGGAGGAGUUGGAGAAGCAGAAGGACCAGCUGCAGGAGGAGGUGGACAAACUGGCCAACGAAAAUGCUUCCAUGCGCGUUGAGCUGGACGCUCUGAGGUCCAAGUACGAGGCCUUGCAGACCUUCGCAAGGACUGUGGCACGGAGCCCUAAUGUCGGGGUCGGGGUCAGGGCCGGAGGGGGCGGAGGAGGGAUGGCGUCAUCAGUCAUCGGUCCACUCAUACCGGGGAAGAUGGCAACAGCGACGAGUGUAAUUACAAUAGUAAAGUCAAAAACAGAUGCACGGUCUUGAGGGAGGGAAAGAUAGAUGAGGGUGUAUCGGGAUGGAGUUCAGCUGCAUCCCAGUAAUUCUUCUUCUCCGUCAUCCCCCUCUCCUCCCCCUGCAUCGACUUCAAAACAGCUGGGCGAUCUCCAUCACUUCGCCUCAGCACGUUUCUGUCUCCUGUCUCAGAUCAGUGCAGAUGAAGGAAAGGAGGGAGGCAGAGGACGGUUAUUGAGACUACACAGAUGCAAGGCCCUUGGUCGGCGAAAGAUAAUUUAGCACAGCACAGAUAGACAGGGUUCCUAUGGUCACUGAAAACCUGGUACAGUCAGGGAAUCUAAGAAUUUAAUGUGGGGAAAAAAACAAAACCCCCCCAAUUUCUUUGGAAAUAUCAUGCAAUUUUUCUUCAUCUUCCAUUUAAACCAUGCGAAUGUUCAGUGUCAGGUUUUACUGGUGGUGGAUCUAACUAUCUGUAAAUGCAGAAUCAUCCUGUCACACAUUUGCAAACUAGAUCUUAAUACGAGAUUUAAAUCAGCUACACAAACCAACAUAUUCUAAAACCACAUGUUCCCUGACCUACAAAAGAAUAACCAAGAUUCCGUGUGACCUGCUGAUUUCAGUGGCUGCAGAGACGUUCCAUCUUGCUCUACCUAGCCAAGAACUUUUUCGGAAUAAGUACUAUAGAAAAAUAUAUAUUACAAAUUGGUGGUAACUGUAUUUCUACUGUUUUUGUACUGUGUUGUCAUUCACAUGAGGUCCAAAGUGUAUUCUCUGUGUGUGAAUUGUUAUAUAUCAGGAAUUCUGUGAAAUUCUGUGACGCGUGUUCGUUUUGGUAUCGCUAUAUUUAGUUAGCUGUAUUUUUUCUACGAUCUCUUCACUUUCUAUAUGUCCGACUCUCCUUCUCUUGCUCUCUCUUUAACUCUGUCCUUUCAUUUUAUUUGAAUUUCCGACUGGGUUACGUACAGUAUUUCCUGGAUUUAACUGAAAGAGGAGAGACAAGACAAUAGAUAUUUACCAAAAAAAUAUGAAAAAGCAACAUACUGUAGAAAGAGGGCGACGACGGUAUUACAAGUCUCAGUUUGUAAGAGUUUGCAGGAAAAUGGUUGUUUAAGAUAAACUUAGAUGAAGAUGAUCUCUCAGAAUAGUAGGACAUUUAGACGGGCAAGGACCUUGGUCUCCUAAUGAUAUGCAUCAAGAAGAAGUCAAGAGGACAUGAGAAAUUGUGGAAGGACGAUGGAGAUCCAGGGGAGGUGGUUGCUUAUACCUGCGCUUGUUGGGACAUACUGACCAAUCAGGACUCAUUUAACAUUUGACAUUCGCCAUGCGUUGUUAUAUGAGCUGUGUAAUAGCCAUCGGGAUUAAUAAUAAUAAUGAUAACAGCCAUUUAUGUGAUUUGGAAGUUCAAUUACUUACUUAGGAGUCUAUGUUUAUCUAGAUUUUAUUGCACACUUUUUGGAAAGGUUAUAUUCUGUGAUUAGGGAGAACCCAUAUCUGUUUGACGUAAAUUUGUUCUUGUGUUUACGAAUAUGAAUAUAAAAUCUAGGUUAUUACGCCUACAGCAAUGUGAUAACGGUCUAUGCUGCAUCCCUCUCGCUUUUAACCACAAAGCUCAUUUUGCAAGAGCAACAUGUGUUUACUGACGGUGCAGCACGAACAGAAAAAAAAAGGUAUUUCUCUGAACUUCCAGUCACACAAAUGAGCUGUCAUCUCACACGAGCUUUGCCAUAAAAGUAGUCCUAUGUGGUGUUCUAUACUCAAAAAAUCAUUGUCUAUGUAUGGUAGAGUCUGGAGUUUUAUAAAGACAAUUAUCUUUGCAUUGUUUGUAACGACCUGUUUAAAAAAGAAAAGGUAUAGCGAAAUCUGUUUGAUAUACAGUAUCUCUCUAUUUUGCAAUUGUACCAAAAGUGGCUUAACUACUGAAUAGCUUUGUUUCUUCUCUAGUGACUAGGCACGUGUGUGUAACCGUGAACUAGCGUGUGGUGUGUGCUGUGUAGGUAUGUGACGAGGUAACUAUGAUGUUGGCUAUUUCUUGGAUAAGACUUUCACUCUUUGUUUGAUUUCCGGGCCGAAGCGGGUGAUGACACCGUUGGUAACUGCACUCUUUACUCUAAUCAUGAAAUCUUUGUCCUCCUGGCCAUGUUAUUCAGCUCAAGCACUGCAGUCGAGUUACAUCGGUUGUUAAUCUGCUCGUGGUCUGAAGCUGUUAUUUGUUAAUUUUAGGAACUUCUCUCCCCCCGUGUUUCUGGACAGGCCUGUGUGGCGCUGAUUUGGUUAUUGCAGUGUUCAACGCUCAUUAUCGCUAAUAACAUGACCAAUUAUUGGUUUACCUCACAAGCUUCGGAACAUGUGUAUUCAGGAUAUCUGAUAACAGACAUGUUAAACAUUGAGUCUGUGCAUCACCCCUUCUCUUUCACUAAGUUGUUUUUUGUAGUGUGUGAUCAAGGUAUUUGUUUUUGCUGUGUACAUUUAUAUAAUUAUCGAUAUUUAUUGUUGUUCUUGUUUUGUUUGCUUUUGAACUGUUGCUACGUGUCAGGGAAGUGAAAUAAGAUUUGUUAUUAUAUUUAGUGUUUUAUGAAGAAAAUCUAUUCUGUGAAAGAGGGAGGUUUACCAUCAUGAAGUAUGAUUGCCUCAAAAACUUUUUUUUUUAACGAAGGAACCCAGAUUUAAAUUGAGUCAUUUACUGUACGAGAAGCAAUUUACAAUUUCGUAAAAAAAAAAAAACAUAACAUCCAUGCAGCCUUUUUACCUGAACCGCUACUUUUCCACUGUGAAGAAAAAGGAUUAUGGAGCCUACUGCUGUGCAGUUAUUAAGAUUAGUAAAUUGUGUCCUCAUCUGUACAGUACAUUAACAGGAAAGGGAUUCAAACAGGUGAACACUGAGCACUGAAGGAAGGGAACAGGUUUGAGAUUUUAAUAAUGUUAUUUCUCAAUAAUUGUUCCACUGAUAACCAUUUGCAUGUUCAGUCGAGCGUAAAACCAGAGAGCUACAAAUGUCAAAUGAAAAUUUCCAAUACAUUUAUUUCAAAUGUCUUAUCACAGGACUAUACAGUAGGUAUCGCACCCAUUGUGUUCAUGGAUUUCUUUAUAUUUGAAAAGGUUUACCCGUUUUUUUAAAUUUUUCUUCCAUAUACCCUUUAUUUCUGUCCCUCUCUGGCCUCCUGUCUGUCUUUACAUUUGCUUGUUGAAUGAUGUUUUCCAGUCGUUUUUAUUAACCAGCAAAUCCUGGUAGGGCUGUGGUGUGUUGUAUAAAAUACAAAGGCACUUGAUGUUUUGGUUUGUAACAUCUAAAUGCGAAACAUGAAACCUACAGGUCCUUUGUCAAACUGUACGUGUUGUUACCAGAUAUGUUUCCCCCUCUUUGUGUUUUUGAUGCUUCUCUAGUUUUGAAAGGACGUGUACUGUGUCAACAUGCUGACCGCUGUUAAAUGGACAUCUCUAAUUAUGCAACUAACUGUGGGGCAAAAUUAGAACUCCUGCCACACAUGAGCAGUGAUGCUAUCGUAGACGUUGUGUCAAGUUGUCUGUCUUAUAAUCGCAGGUACAGUUUGAUGUGACAAGGUUAAAACGCUUAUAUACAGAGUGUUUUGCAUUUUAUACUCGGUUAUAAAUACCAGCGCCAGUUUGUCUCUGUUUAAAUCUCGCUUAUGUGGUGUGGCUUAUCUUGUUCUUUUUCUUAUUACUCUUUACUGUCUCUUAACAGUUAACUGUGAAAAACAUGAAAUCAUAAAUUAAAUUUUUUUGCCAACUGAGAAAAAAAACGGGAUGCAAAAAUAUACUGUAGCUGUCAUGCAAUGCCUCCAGUCCAACUUAAUAAUGUCGUUAUUUUUGUCUUCCAGAUUUAAGUAUCUUGUGGAUUUAGUGUGUUGGGUCUCUUUCAGAAGUUUAAUCCUAAUUUUCACUCAGCAAACAUGAGGAGAUGACAGCAGGGACAUAUAGUGAUCACACAGGGGUUAGCUUUAGUGGCUUAUCAUAACAGAGUUUAUGAGCUUGUAAGACACGCUGGCCUUAUUUUGCUUCUGCUGCCUGAACAGAGGUCAUACCCUGCUUAUGAAAAGACCAUUUCAUCACACACCCAAGCAACCACUCCUAAACCACAUCCAUAAAUAUUUUACAGCGGCAGAGAGGAGCGGUGGAGAAACAUCUGAUAAACCUCACUUACCCACUUCCCACCCCACUUAUCCCAUCCCUAUUUUACAAAGUGUCUGCAAAUGAACUGGAGCGAGUGCUUCUUCAAAAACACCCAAAUCCUCUGGAAGAUACAAAUCAUUAACUCCUUAUCUUGCUGUGCGGCCGAUCAGUAUGAAGUCAUCCGGUUGUUUUCUGUGUAGUGAAUCACACCACCGGGCUCUAAACGUCCUUUGACCCAGAUAUGAUGCAGGUUAUUGAGUGUGAAUGAGGUAAAGGAUUUGAUUUGUCACCCCCUUCUGCUGCCCCUGCCCUCAUCUGUUGUCCCAACCUCUAACAUAAAAUCUUACCCAGGUAUCACAUCAUAUUCUUCUUUUCUCUAUAUGAGGUGAGCAUUCGGCCAGGUUGCUCCGGGGAGCUGGAAUAUAUUUGUGUUUUUCUAAAAGUAUAUAACGGUCGGUUUAAAGCUAUAGAAAAGUAGUGAGUUUGUGUGAAUAUGGCGUAGCCUGUUCAGAAAAGCCCUUGUUAUAGGAAAAUUCUGUGUUUUGUAAUAUUUCUGUAUGGGGUGUAAUAAAUUAUUCUACGACAGUACUUUCUAUGGGAAAAUACUUAAAAUGUGACGGUCUUUGUAAGUAUUUAUCUUCGACUAAAUUAUUGUACUUUUUUUUAUUUGUAGAUAUGUAAGUGAUGAUGACAAGGUACUGGUAAUCAUGAAAUUAACUGUUUCAUCAUCGGUCUGAUGCAUCUUUUAAUUUAUUGAUGUAUAUACUGUAUGUUUGUUGAUAAACAGCUUACUUUAUUUUGUAUAUGACCAAUAAACAUGUUUUAAAAUGAAA
Pleuronectes platessa (European plaice) is the source of this 5768-nucleotide messenger RNA. It is a transcript of the gene mafgb, whose product is annotated as v-maf avian musculoaponeurotic fibrosarcoma oncogene homolog Gb. Bases 322 to 837 code for a protein of 171 amino acids. Gene Ontology annotation, cellular component: nucleus. The transcript is spliced from 3 exons. Gene Ontology annotation, molecular function: DNA-binding transcription factor activity, RNA polymerase II-specific; RNA polymerase II cis-regulatory region sequence-specific DNA binding. Gene Ontology annotation, biological process: regulation of epidermal cell differentiation; regulation of transcription by RNA polymerase II. The record is from RefSeq and is a predicted model, not a curated record. NCBI's taxonomy places the organism in Eukaryota, Metazoa, Chordata, Actinopteri, Pleuronectiformes, Pleuronectidae.